AUGCCGCGCCGUGGUCGCCACGCCGAGCCCACCAACUCUGGUCGCCGGGGCCGCAGAACCCAUGCUCUGGCGGCCGACGAUGUGGCACAGGGUGUCCCCUUUGUCAUGGAUGGUAUUGCCGAACUUGAUAUCGAGGGCCUCAAUUUGGAUGGGGGAGAUAUGUAUGGAUACCCACCAAUUGCACAAAUGGCACCUUUCGUUAUUGCAGCGAACCCCGUACCAACACCAGCUCAAGCUCCAGCUCUGAGACACACCAUGCUGGUCGUUGUUCUAUACGAGAUACCACCACAGAAUGGCCAGUUUGGAGCAGAAGGGCGAAGAUUCCACCUCGACCAGGACACCUUGUUCACACUGUUACCGAGAACCAGGUUCGCCGUGAGACGAGGUGCUCUCGAUCUCCGGAGCUUCUUCCUGCCAGAAGACAUGGAACCCCACCCACCGUCUAUAAUCCAUCGGGCACUGCAUUUCCUCUUCAGUCACCUCGAAGAACACUCGCGAACGGGGACAUUGGACAUGUUUGGAAGCGCCGAGCAGCAGAUUGAGCACGGCUCAGUCCGUACCAGCGUGGUGAAGCGAUGGGCAGCCAUGGUGCACGCCUUGUGCGUUAUCCUGAACAAUGACAAUGGGCUGGGAUGCUCGGAGGGCCUGCUAGGGCACAUACUCAACUUUUUUGAGCUUCUCAUUCAGGACAUCCACAACCUCAUUGGCUGGGACGAGACGACAAUUCUCUUUGAGGCAUUCGCUGGAGUUUUUCGCACGGAGAGACGGGACCUGACCAGUCAGCUCAACAGGAUCUGGGACAGAUUCGACCCCGAGGUCCAGGAGCAGCUGCUACGCGACAUGAGACGAGCGCUGCCGGCUGAGGGCAUCGACGGGAUGGCGCACCGCAUGUAUCGAGCCCUGGGAUACUAA
Messenger RNA from Fusarium falciforme, 912 nucleotides. RefSeq lists its product as hypothetical. The transcript has a single exon. Bases 1 to 912 code for a protein of 303 amino acids. The record is from RefSeq and is a predicted model, not a curated record. Lineage: Eukaryota; Fungi; Ascomycota; Sordariomycetes; Hypocreales; Nectriaceae.